AUGCUGAAGAAAAGCGGGUUCAAGGUGCCCCAGGCACCCCGAAAGGCCACGGUGCUCGAGGAGGAGGACUACGUGGCGGCCCUCGACCACAUCAUCACGCGCGAUUUCUUUCCCGACCUGCCCCGUCUCCGCCUCCAGGAGGAGCUACACGAGGCCCAGCGCAACGACGACCAUGCCCGCCUCCUUCGCCUGCGCUCCCAGCUGCACCGCAUGCGCACCGGCACCCCCUCCGCCUCGCCCGCAUCCACCCCCUCUCGCGCCCCCACCCCUUCCACAUCCUCUACGUCGUCAUCUUUGAAUGGCGAGGCCUCUACAACUCCCAGCAAGGAUGGCGACGACGAAGGAGCCGAGGAGGAGCUGGCGGGGGUCGGGCUGGACGGGUUCCUACGCGGCUACACGAGCGAAGACAACGCGAGCUUUGGCGAGCUGGUCGAGGUGGCCAACCACCGCAAGCGGGAGCGCUACGCGUGGCUCUACGGCGAGGAGGAGCGCCUCCUACUCGAGGCCCCCACCCUCGCCUCGGCACUCACCACUACGCGGCCGGGCGCGUCGCUCGACGAGGCCCCCUACACCGUGGCCAACGCCCUCAUGUACGUGCCGCCGGGCGCGCCGCUCUCGGCCCAGGAGGAGGAAGACGCGGCCGCGCGUGCGCCCAAGGCCAUCCUACACAACAACACGCGCAUGCCGCGACACCUUCGCCGCACACAGCAGCAGCAGCAACAGCAGCAACAGCAGUCGGAGCAGCAGCAGCAGCCGGCGUGGACGAUGCUGGCACCGGGCGAGCAGGAGCUGAUGGAGCAGCGACGACACCUACGCGAGGGCCUCAAGUCGUACGACCUCGACGCCCUCCGCGCCACGCCCGGCCACGCGCCCGCCUCACCCAGCGUGCGGGGCUACGGCUUCGUGCUCACCCCCUCCCCCGCCCCUCACGACUCGCCCUUCAUGACCUGGGGUAAGGUGGACUCGACGCCGAUGCUGAUGAACGACCUGGACGACCUGCCGGUGGCGCUGCGGCUCACCGAGAAGGCCAGCCAGAGCGUGCGCAAGCGCAAGCGGGACUCCACCACCCGGGCCGAGUCCACCCUGCGCGGUCUGCUCUCGCCCUCGCCCAAGCGACCCACCACCCCGGCCCUCUCCCCCGCCGCCCAGCGCCUCGUGGCCCAGAAGCUCACUGCCACCAGCAGCAGCAACCCGCACCUCACCGACCGCCAGCUGCGGGCCUCCUACUCGUCGCCUUCGCCUUCGGUGCACCGCCACCGCGCCUCGACCCCGUCCACUCCCGCCGCCGCCACCCCGUUCGCGGCGAGCAAGGCGGGGCUCGCGGCCCGCUCCACGCCUUCCAAGCCCUCGCCCUCGCCCCUCCUCUCCCGCUCGUCCGCCGGCGCCGCCGGUGGGGCCACCCCGACGACCGCGGCGCCCAAGUCGCUCACCGACGACCUCCUCAACAUCUGA
Molecule: messenger RNA, 1452 nt
Organism: Acanthamoeba castellanii str. Neff
Lineage: Eukaryota; Discosea; Longamoebia; Acanthamoebidae
Exons: 4
Coding region: 1-1452 (483 amino acids)
Cellular component (GO): catalytic step 2 spliceosome
Source: RefSeq, a predicted model, not a curated record